This is a messenger RNA of Pseudo-nitzschia multistriata, 2845 nucleotides long. The record is from the annotation of a GenBank genome assembly. NCBI's taxonomy places the organism in Eukaryota, Bacillariophyta, Bacillariophyceae, Bacillariales, Bacillariaceae.
UUUACUGUGCGGUACCACGAUCUUUAGAGGUCGGCGAAAACGGAAGAAGGCGAGGACGGAAGAGAUCAUWCCAGAUUUUGUAAAGUGAAGCUGUGUUUGAUCGGGAUCUUGCUUGCUUAGAUUUUUUUCAGACGACAGGGAUUGAACAGAAAGAUCUUUGACCACAGAAAAAUGCUAAGUUCGCAACUUUUUUCGUCCAUCCUUUGCAUAGGAUGUUUGGUGUAUAUUGUCAAUGGUUUCACUACAAUAUGUACACCAAUGUCACGAAUGGCAUCGUGCAAUCCAAGCCAUAGUGAUGUGCCAUCCCAGUCAACUCAAAUCCGUAAGCCACGAUCGGAUAGACGACAAAUGAACCUUCAUGCAAAAAGAACAUCCGAGUCUUCCGCCAUUAGCAGUGGCGACAAGGUCAAAGAAAUGGCUGCAUUCUUGUCCGUACAACUGUUGGAAAAAGUAAUGGCAGAAGCAAUGAAGCCAGAAGGAGAAAGCAAGAUGGAUUUAGAAGUUGUGGAGCGAAUCACAAAAGCUCUCCAGAUGAGUAGCCAACCGUCAUCGGAUGCAUCCGCAACUCUUCCGGAGGAAACAGCAAUGAAAGAUAAAGAAACAACGGCCACACCAGAAACUUCUGCGUCUACACCGACGGACGACAAAGAGAACGAAACUGAUGACGCUCGUGAUCUUAUUAUUGAAGAUGAUGACAGCAGUAGCGCGACCGAGACGGAUAUGCCAGAAGAACCAACAAUGGAAUCCGAAGAAGAGAUCCCUGUUGCAAAGAAGGAAGAAACCGUUGCCCAAGUUGCCGAAAGUCUUCAGCCAUCUCCAUCAAUACCGGAAAUCAAAGUAAAACCUCUCGAAGUGAUUCAAUCCGGCAUACCGGCCCUUCGACCCGAAUCGAUUCCUCAGCGACAAAAGAAUACCGAAGAGGUCACGGUCGUAACCCAAUCAAACGAUGGCAGCGUAGUCGACGAAUCGUCAUCUGAAGAAUCCGAGAAAGAUGAAGAGGAAUGCAAGACACCGGAAGAAGUCGCUGAGGUACAAGAAGCUUCAWGUUCGGAAGAAAUCGACUCUGUUGCGGCUAUCGCAGAGAGAUCAGAGGCCACUGAAUUGUUUCAGAGAAGAUUGCUCCAGCAGAAACUGGAGUAUGACAGCGCCCGYGCAGUCCGAAUAGAGAACGAAAAGGACACCGGAAGCAAAGUUGGAACAGAAGUCGAUGAAAAGCCCUCAUCUGAUCUAGAGGGKGCUUGCGAUGAAGAGACCGAAGAGAAAAGUAAGGAAGCACUGAUCGAACCUGAAACUACGAAUGUUUCCAGUGCAAUCGAAUCAAAAGAAGAYACCCAGGAUACAGACGAAGAACCMACCAAAGGCGAGUCUAAUGAUGUAAAUACUGAUAUUUCUUCCGAACUGAUUGAAGGCAAAGGUGAAGAUGUCUCACCAGUCACGUCUGUGACAACACCACCGCCGCCUACAAUUUCUGAUCGUAGGGUAGAGACCAUAGUAGCUCUGCGACAACCGAAAUCUUCCGACGAAGAGUCCAAGCUUGCGGAGAAAUACGCACAAAUGGAGAGUCUUGAGGAUCGWGCAUACGCAGUAUUGUGCGAUCUAGGAAUGAUCGAAGAGCACCAGAAUCCAAACAAUCCAUCCUACGAUCAUUCAAGGGACCAAGAGUACUGCGAACAAAGAUUUCUCCCCCGUUUGUGAUCGGGGAGAAAUGGAUAUACGCUACAUAAUUACGCCCAAAACAAUAACAACAUGAUUUUUUUGGCAGAGAUUCACCAAGAGCUAUACUUCUCAUUGCCUUAUUUCUCGUCAGCUUGUCUUUUUCGUCUCAUUGGUAAGACCGGCGUUUUGGGAAGAACCAGUCCAUCUUGCGCUCUGAGCCUCUCGACUUCUUUCUGAACGAAUUCUACAACCAGAUUUGGCGUCCAUGAUUCAUCCCUUUUUGAUACGACUUUAUGUAUUUUUUCAGUCGCGGAGUCGUCCCAUCCGCUUACCCCUAUAACCUGUUCCACCUUCACCCACUGGUCGUACAGUCGCAUGACAAUCACAAUGCCUUCGUUCAGACUGCAGACCACUUGGUCGUUCCCCACCACCUUGGUCAGAACACGUCUCCGCAAUAUCGCAAGAUCAUUCACUCGGCUCUGCACGAUUCGAAUUCUAGCACAUGUCUCUCGGACGACAAAUCGCAAGUCAUGAGGGGGUCCCAUGGAUGUUUUCGCGGUUUGGACAAGGUCGUCGAACGGRUCGAGUGGCAGCGAAAAUUGUUCGUGAUGGAUGUCGUCUAAGGAGAUGCUGGUUACUAUGGGCUUGGAUACCCACCUUGCGUUGACCAGUUUUAGCAACGUCUUGCGAUAAACUUCCAAUUCGAAUUCCACUCGAUGCUUUUCAUAAACGGACACAGUUAGGAACAAAUGGCAACUUUUACUGUCCUCUCUUGCAUCCAAAAUCUUAACACUGCCUAGUUCUUCCAUGACGUCUCUAAGACUAUCGUAAAAUUCUUUCAUUUCUUUGAGUUCCUUGAUCUUUUGUUUAAAUUCUGUUGGAUCUUGGCCCGAUUGGAGUAUCCUGGACUCUUCUGCCUUGAGCGUGGCGAGCUCCUCGCGACUGUGGGAAAUAGUUUUCAUUCGCUCCUCCUUUUCUUUCAAAAGCAUGGCAUACUCUUCUUGCAGUUUUCGCUUGCGUUGCUGCAGUAGUUCGGUCUUUUCCCGCUCUGCAUCUGUGUCUUCGAUGUCCAUCAUUGUCUCAUCAUCCUCAUCGAUAUCCGUUUCUUCAUCGUUAUCGUCGUCUUGUUCCAGGUCUUGGACCAUUUGUUCCAACUCCUUUCUGCGACUAAUAACCGUCUGGUAGGAGU